Messenger RNA from Mirounga angustirostris (Northern elephant seal), 795 nucleotides. RefSeq names its product mitochondrial ribosomal protein L35 (gene MRPL35). Gene Ontology annotation, molecular function: structural constituent of ribosome. Gene Ontology annotation, cellular component: ribosome; mitochondrion. NCBI's taxonomy places the organism in Eukaryota, Metazoa, Chordata, Mammalia, Carnivora, Phocidae. The record is from RefSeq and is a predicted model, not a curated record. The transcript has 4 exons. Bases 66 to 632 code for a protein of 188 amino acids. Gene Ontology annotation, biological process: translation.
UCUUAAUUCCCUUUUGCCCUGGAGCUUUUAGACCCAAUGCGGCUGCCGUAGGGCGGGGUGGCAAGAUGGCGGUCGCCGCCUUUGCUCGUGCCGUGAGAGCAGCAUCAGGAGUCUUACAGCCCCUGAACAUUUUGGUGUCUUCAGCCUAUCGAAACUGUGUCAAGAAUGCCUGUCUCAGCUCUGCAGUGUCCACCCGACAUUUUAGUUCUCUUCAGACACCAAUUGUUUCCUCUGCUCCCGGACUUAGCACAUGUGUCAGAAACCUGACAUGUGGGCAUACUACAGCAAUGCUCAACAGAGCGGCCCCCUUGCUUCCAAAUGUCCUGAAGCUACCAGUCAGAACUGUAACGUACUUCAGUUCACGGAAAGGGAAAAGAAAGACUGUGAAAGCUGUUGUCUAUAGGUUUCUUCGACUUCAUUCUGGCCUGUGGCUGAGGAGGAAGGCUGGUUAUAAGAAAAAAUUGUGGAAAAAGACGGCUGCAAGAAAAAGGCGCUUGAGGGAAUUUGUGUUCUGCAAUAAAACCCAGAGUAAGCUCUUAGAUAAAAUGACAACGUCUUUCUGGAAGAGGCGAAACUGGUAUGCUGACGAUCCUUAUCAGAAGUACCAUGAUCGGACAAACCUGAAAGUAUAGAUCAGAAAUUUUAUGACUUCUAGCUAUUGAAGAUGUAUCUUCGUGUAUAUGAUGUCAUUGCAAAAUGGAAUAAGUACAAAACUUGAUGUAAAUUGUGCCAGUUGGUCUGGAAACACACAGUUCCAACAUUAAACUUAUUAAAGUUUUAACACAAUGGAUUAAA